AUGGCUGCCAGGUUUGGCAACUAUCUUGAUUAUAGUGGGGUUUCCAAAGCGCCAGCCUCGGCCACACACAUCCUCGACCCGCGACUGCAAAUCCUGGUGACGCUGAUCCCGGCCAUCUUCACCGCCAAGCACUGUCUCGACAUCGGCGCAAACGCUGGUAGCGUCAGUGUCCAAGUCGCAUUCGAUUUUAACGCCGCGUCCGUGACCGGCGUCGACAUUGACCCCAGCCUUGUUGGCCAGGCCGAGAAGCUUUACGCUCUGCGCGCCUCCCGUCGUCGGCCCCCAACUGCCCGUUCGGCUUCAGUGGUCGACUACUUCCCACUUUCGGCCGUCCUAGCCCACGGCUAUCGCGUAGAGCCCCAAAGCAAGGCUGCACCCAAGGCGUCGCCUGCGUUGGCUCUCCACGACGACGACGACGACUGCCCUCGCGCCGACUUCUUCGCCGCAGACUGGGCCCUGCCCACUGCCCGCCUGGAUCUAGAAGCGUAUGACCUGAUCCUAGCCUUAUCCGUCAUCAAAUGGAUCCAUCUGGAGCAUGGCGACGCAGGCCUCGUCGCCUUCUUCGCCAGGUGCAAGUCAUCCCUCCGGUCUGGCGGCUAUCUUGUCAUUGAGCUCCAGCCCUGGGAUUCGUAUCUCAAGGCCGUUCGCCCCAACCAUGCACCCCAUUUCAAGCAAGCCCUGGAUAAUCUCAAGUUCCGCCCAGGCUCGUUUGACAAACUCCUCCAAGAUCAAGGCCUCCAUCUCUGUGCUUCAUCCGACGCCCUGCCCCGCCGGAUCAACGUGUAUCAGAAAGCUUGACCACGGCAUCAUGCCAUGUGUCAGGCACCAAGUCUCUUCGCCAACACAACCUCAUCAAAGUAUCAGAAUGUUUUGUGCCCGCCCGACCACGCCAUAAUUCCCCAACGAAUAUUGGUAGGGAUGCAGCAGCGUCACAUUGUUUCAUGCUGUCCAAGUAAUCUAAUCAAACUCUAGUACUACUUGUGGACGAUGAUGUUGGCCAGAAGAUGAUGUUCUAACCGGUUUCUAUUAUCCUUCUGCAACCUUUCCUUGAUUCGUCGAUAGCUACCAUGGCACACAGUAAUUCC
Molecule: messenger RNA, 1085 nt
Organism: Exserohilum turcica Et28A
Lineage: Eukaryota; Fungi; Ascomycota; Dothideomycetes; Pleosporales; Pleosporaceae
Exons: 3
Coding region: 1-798 (265 amino acids)
Biological process (GO): snRNA modification
Molecular function (GO): RNA methyltransferase activity; snRNA binding; O-methyltransferase activity
Source: RefSeq, a predicted model, not a curated record